Molecule: messenger RNA, 786 nt
Organism: Phycomyces blakesleeanus NRRL 1555(-)
Lineage: Eukaryota; Fungi; Mucoromycota; Mucoromycetes; Mucorales; Phycomycetaceae
Exons: 3
Coding region: 1-786 (261 amino acids)
Source: RefSeq, a predicted model, not a curated record
AUGAACAUGACGAAGAGGAUGGUGACAAUGGCUCUUCUUCCUCCUCUUCAUCGUCAUCGUCGUCCUCAUUUUCUUCAUUCUGACGUUGUUGUUGAUGAACUCUUUGUUGAUUUUGAUUUUGAUUUUGCUCUUGUGGUUGCGCUGGAGUUUGCGAUUGUGAUCUCGAUCUCGAUCUCGAUCUCGAUCUCGAUCUCGAUUGAGUUUGUAGUUGUGUUUGUGUUUGCGUUUGUGUUUGUGGGUGUAGUUGUAGUUGCAGUUGCAGUUGUGGUUGUGGUUGUGUUUGCGUCUGAACCUGUGGUUGCACUGCUGGUAAAGGUAGCGAAGUUGGAGCAGAAAAUGAAAAGGAUCGAAGGUUGCCACCACAGCCACUCAAACCGGAUACCGGGCUUAGGAGCGGACUUGGGGUGCGCGAGUAAGAGUGGGUUCGACUAUGGGCCCAAGUUGGAAGGUGCUGUGGAAGAGCUAGGGAAAGAGAUGAAGAUCGGAGAGGUAGUGAACAUGGCUGUGGAGAGAGUGAAUCGAUGGGUGAGAGCAGAGGAGAAACAAAGCACAGAGGAAGAAGAAGAAGAAGAAGAAGAGGAAGAAGAUGAUGAUGAUGUCUUUGGGCGAGGGACGGCGAGAGGUGAGUGGAGCGGAGAUAGAGCUGGAGAUGGUGCAAGGCGUGGCGAAGGAGGUGAGAAAUUGAGAGUGGGUGGCGUAUGCGUAUGCGUAUGCGUCGAGAUAGUUGGUGGUGAAGAUGAUCGGAGAGACGUAAAGAGGUGUGAAAUCGACGGCAGCGUCGGUUGA